AGUAGAGGACAUAACUCAAUGUGUUUGAAGAUUAGUAUUACAAAAAAAAAAUAGAUUAAAAACUCAGGUAUUCGCAACUAAACGACACCUCGACAGCAGUUUGUUUAGUUGCAUACAGUGCAAUUAUUGGGGCGCUUGGCAAUAAGUUGCUAGAGGAUGGGCCAGGAAUCUAAUAUUUAUUGGCUGAAUCCGGCUUUGGACUUGCACGGCAAUCUCCUUCUGUAAAUUGAUUACCAAAUGCACACGCGCUUAAAUACCCCGUUGGUAGGCUUACUGUGGGAAUACAGGACGACAGACCUUGGAGGAGUAAACAUAUUUAUGGGACAUACACCCAAACACUUUCAUGCGACUUCUGCGAAUGCAGCAAAUAGAACACUUAGCCUUUAAGAACUUAAUCCAAAACAGGAACCUCUGCGGAGGGCCUAAAUAUGGUCAGUAGAAGAACCCAAACAUGAUCACUAAUGGAAGAAAUUGUUAAAAGUUAAGCCUCCUAGACAGAACGAGUAAGGAAACUAAGAACCUUGACAAGAUACAUGUGGGCUAACCUUGACCCGCGAAUGAGCGACGCUAGACAAACUAAAAUUAAAAAUGAAGUAACGUAAAUUACGCUUCUUAACAUUAUAACAGUUUCUCAUUGUAUUUUCGUUAUGGACGUUUUCGGUUUCAGCACCUCAAUCUCCAACGCCAUCUGUUGCUCCUCCUUCAGAACCUGAGAACCCAACCUGUCCUGCGACUUACACCAAGGUAGGGUGUUUUAAGGAUGACAUGCGCUCCCCACGCCCUCUCCCCGAGUUACUCUUCACCGACAGAGAUCCAUUAGCAGAGAAGUACAGUAGGAUCUCCGUCGACUGGAAAAACUGGAAUUUUUACAUGAAGGAUCUCGUCUGCCGUUGUGCCAAGGAAGCAAAACUGCGCAAUUUUGCCUAUUUCAGCAUUCAGUUCUACGGUGAGUGCUGGUCUGGACCAAAAGCAGGAGAGACAUACAACAGAGCUGGGCGUGUACCUAAUAACACGUGUAUAACACGUGAUUACCAGAAGUGCAAUGCUUUAGAUUCUAGGGAAUGUGUUGGGGAGAAGGAGACUAACUUCGUGUAUGGAGUCGAAUUAGCAGCCGCCGAACCCACCUGCCAUGUCAAGUAUCAGAAACUUGGAUGUUACAAAGACACAGUGAAGGCGCCUCGGCUUUUAGAGAAACUCAUCCUAACUGAUCGGGAUCCUAAAUCUCCGGUUUUCAGUAAUGUCAAUAUCGACUGGGGGAACUGGGACUCGUAUUUGCCAAGUUUAGCAUGUAGAUGUGCGGAGAAGGCUGAGGAACACAAGUACACUUACUUUGGUUUACAACAGUACGGAGAAUGUUGGUCAAGCCCAGAUGCCGGCGAAACAUACGACAAACUUGGACCUGCUGGAGAAAGGCAGUGUGUGACCAGCGGUUAUCAGCCGUGUCCGAGAGAUCCAAAAGCCACAGACAAGGAGUGUGUCGGCAGAAGAAAUGUCAAUUAUAUAUAUGCAAUAAAAAAGACUGAAGACGCACGUUGUUCAGUUCCGUUCACACCUGUUGGCUGCUUCAAUGAUAAACAACUAGAGCAUGGUCGUCCACUCCCUGCGCUUCUCAUGACGGAUCGUGAUAUGAAGAGUCCCAAGUUCAGCGGCAUUAAAGUUAAUUGGGGAGAAUGGGACAAGUACCUGAAUGACAUUGUAUGUCGCUGCGCUGCAAAAGCUAAGGAAAAGAAGUACUCUCUCUUCGGUGUUCAGAAUUAUGGUGAGUGUUGGUCAGGGCCCGAGGCGGGUGACACCUUCAGCAGUGAUGGACCGUCAGAAAAAUGUGUGGGAGGCCGGUUCAAAGCUUGCGAUAUAAUGUCACGCGAAACUUGUACUGGAAGAGAAAUGGUUAAUUUCGUAUACUCUAUUACAAUUUGAUGGACUGUAGAAAUGAUGCUGCAAAUAAAUGAAAUGCAGAUAGGAAAAUCGGCUUCCAAUAAGGAAACUAACUCUUAAAAUUAUGGGUAAAAUUAUGAUGACAAUGUUGCGUUGCGCAGCGCCCAUACUAGUGC
This is a messenger RNA of Orbicella faveolata, 2051 nucleotides long. RefSeq lists its product as uncharacterized. The record is from RefSeq and is a predicted model, not a curated record. NCBI's taxonomy places the organism in Eukaryota, Metazoa, Cnidaria, Anthozoa, Scleractinia, Merulinidae.